GAAUGAAGAGGAUGUAAAGCAAAGAAGACAUAAUUAAGGAUUAAUACAUGAAAACUUUAACUUGCUUCUUAUAAGAUAGCACUCUCUAUGAUUGCUUGUCUAUUAAUAAUUAAGUGACUGUAAUUGAUUAGUCAUUCUCACUCUAUGAUGUUUUUAAUGUGUUUAUCGAUACACAUGUUGAUGAAGUAUUGUUUUGGAAUCCAGAUGUAGCUUAUUAUGAUGGGGUAUUUACCUAAACUGAUUUGAUUCGAAUAAUCCUUAAAUGUUAUCAAAAUAUUCUAAAUGGGGUUCCUAAUGGUAAUCUCUAAUUCAUAUUUUAGUCAGUGUGGGGAAAUAGUAAAAUAUAGGUUUAGCCAAUUAUGGAAGAGGAGGAUGAAGAUCGUGCUACUCCUGUGCAUUAAAUUUAAUUAAUAGGAUAGGAACAGAUAAACAAAUUGCUGAUUGAUUUACAAACAAUCUCAGUAAGAGACUGGUUCAAUUCAUACGGAGAAAGUCUUCAUCAAAGUAGUUUGGUUUAGGCAGAUAUGGCUGAUAAUCUUAAUGAUGCGAUGAAGAAGAUUUUAAAGUAGGGUGUAACAAGAAUUGUAGUUAUUGAUACUGAAUCUAGAAUUAUUGUGGGCAUUCUAUAACAAAAGGAUAUUUUAGCAUUUUUAGUAAAAGGAUUUAGUUAAUAUUUCCAUUUAUAAUUAUCGUAAAAAUCACAUCGAAUUGAAGUUUAUCAUGAAAAAAAUCCUCAAUCAGAAUAGCAUGAACUUGAAAUCAACUACUUUAGUGAUAGGAUUUUAUAAUUGAAUGAUAAACUUCCUUUCGACACUAAUGUUUAUGAGUAACCAUAUCUUGAUAUUUAGUGUUUUCUAUAAAUUGAUCUACGUAUUUAAGCGGAAUGCUAUUCCGAUUGUUGAUAACAACAACAAGUACUUAGGAUUGAUAGAUCGAAGAGACUUUUUAUUUAUUCUCAAAUACCAAGCAUACGAUAUGGUAUUACUUAAUAAUAUGAAUAGUUGAAUAGACCUGCUAUAGAUUUACUAAACUUUAUUAAAAUUGAGAAAAAAAAAUUUGCUGGGUUUUGUAUUUGCAAUAAAGAACUGUUCCAAAUGAAAUAAACAUUAAAAGAAGUAUUAGAUAAUUCUAAUUAGGUUGUUGAAAAUCUACUGCUUUCUUCCAGGGGUAGUUUAGUUUGUUUGAAUGAAAAUUAAGAACCAAUCGCUACAUUAUAAAUGUCUGAUCUCUUUAAAAUAUGUUUAGAUGAUAUUGAAUUAGAAUGAAUUAAUUUAUCAUAAAUAUGUGUAUAUAUUUAAAUGAAUAAUUAUAGACUUUCCUAAUCAGCUUCAAUUUCCGUAUCCAACACUUUAACUAAAGAAUAAGCUUAAAUCAAAAUCACUUAGGAUUUUAAGUAAUUCUUGAAUACAUUGAAUGAAAAAUUUCUAUUACCUUAGAAGUUUACAAUGUGCUAUUGCUAUGAAGCCAAAGACAGAGUGAUCAAUCUGGCUUGUCCAAUUGAUUAUCAUUUAUUCUUAGAUAGAUUAUACUCUUUUAAAAUCGAGUAAUUAUUUUAUUCAUAUAUUAGGAGUUUUCCUUUGCUUUAAAUCAUCUCAUUAGAGCAAGAUGUAUUUUCAUCCUAGAAGAUGAUUAAGGAAGCUGAGGAAUGGCAAGAAAACCAUUUCUGAUAUUUCAGAUAUAAAACAUUUAGA
Messenger RNA from Paramecium octaurelia, 1691 nucleotides. The record is from the annotation of a GenBank genome assembly. NCBI's taxonomy places the organism in Eukaryota, Ciliophora, Oligohymenophorea, Peniculida, Parameciidae.